Gigantopelta aegis is the source of this 2069-nucleotide messenger RNA. RefSeq names its product mRNA decay activator protein ZFP36L2-like. The record is from RefSeq and is a predicted model, not a curated record. The coding region runs from base 102 to 1271 and encodes 389 amino acids. NCBI's taxonomy places the organism in Eukaryota, Metazoa, Mollusca, Gastropoda, Neomphalida, Peltospiridae. The transcript has 2 exons. Gene Ontology annotation, molecular function: metal ion binding; mRNA binding.
UGCACCAAUAGAUUUUAUAAUGUGGCCACGAGUUUGAAACAGUCAGUUGUGGGUUGUUUGUGAGCAUUGACAAGUUGGAUAGAUACAAUCGGUUUGGAAAGAUGUCUACAGCUCAGUUUUCAUCGUUUUACGAUGUCGGAGAUGUACUGUAUCAGAACCGACGAAAUAACCAACUGAAGACUCAGUUGUGUUCUGACCGGAAGAUAAUAGGCACGGGGAUGAACAACACCAGCCCCCCGAGAAACAGAAACUUUUCCACGGAUUCAAGCAGUGCUUUUGUACCGGUGACGGGUCGAGCAUGUACCACGAGCUUCGUUCCGGGACCAAAUUCCACAGCGUCGACGAAAGACGACGACCUCUCGCCCGCGAGGGAGCACAAAAAGUUGGAUCGCAGUCUAAGUGAACCCAUCGGCAGCGACCGGCUCGGCAAAAACGGAACGAAUAUUAACUCGAGCCGCUACAAGACGGAAUUGUGCAGGCCGUUCGAGGAGAGCGGACAUUGUAAAUACGGUGACAAGUGCCAGUUCGCGCACGGCGGACACGAACUGCGCAAUCUCGCGCGCCACCCCAAGUACAAGACUGAUCUUUGCCGUACAUUCCACACUAUUGGAUUCUGUCCGUACGGACCCCGGUGCCACUUCAUUCACAACGAGGACGAGAGGAUCCUCAGUCACAUAGUGGUCAAGAACCAGCAAGCCAACUGCGUCCAGCCAUCCCCCAUCGAGCGACCCUCCUCCAUCAAAUUCAACAGUCUGUCCAGUUUGGGGUCGUCCCUCGACUCGCCCCCCUCCAGCGACUCCGGCAGUGCGAGCCCCACGUUUUUCACGGACGACAUUUACAACAGUGUUCCAUUUUCAUCAUCAGGCAGCGGGAGCGGCAGUUCCAGAUCAAGUCCAGUGUUUAAUAGCUACUCUCCCGUCACUGCCCUGGGUCCCCAGAACUCUAUGACCGCCCCUCUGAACGUACAGACGCAGCUGAACAACGUGAACACCUUGGAGAUACUCCGACUACAGCAGCAGUUCACCAGUGUGAUGAAUUUCAACGAACAAAACAACCACCCCUCUGUGUUCGAGGACAACUUCUCCUACAGGGAGAUCAACCAGUGUUCAAGUGACGUUUUCUGCGCACCCCCAUCCUCUCCUGAAUCCAUCUCUGGCGAUUCGGUCGGAAGUACGGGCUCCGGCAGUGCAUACAGUACGUGUGGGUCUCCGCUGGAAGUAGGUAAAACUCUUAGAUUGCCAAUCUUCAACAGGUUGUCACAGGAGAACUAGCGGUCCUGAUCAUGUGUCGGGGUGGGGUGGGUGUUUCUUUUCUACUUACUGCCUUAAGGUUCACACCUUGAAUACUUUUCGAGAAACUUUUGUGAGAGAAAGAUGGAGAUCUUUGCACAUUCAUUCUCCCAAUAUUGAUGUGUAAUAUUCUUAACUUUAAUGAAAUAUUAUUUAUGUACAUUGUAUAAAAAUGUUAAUUAUUAUUUUUAUUCAUGUAUUUAUUUGGACACCCUUGUCGCUUUCAGUACCACGUGUGUGUGGUAUAACUAAUGGAGUGUAACCCCUGUUGGACGAAUUAUAUGAGAGGAAAGAAGAAUAGACUCGUGUGGUGAAUUUCAUAAUUGUGUGUGAAGAGGGGAUCGCCCAUUGACAACCAAGGACCAUAAUUCCAUAUUAUUUCACGUUUUUGAAGUAUUAUUUUCAUGUUGGAAAAGUGCCUUUUCGUGUGGACAGUCUACUGACAAUGGCAGGGACCGUCUCGAAAUUUCUUUUUUCUUUUCGUAACCGAUGGACCAACUUAACUUAUGCAAUUAUUUAUUGAAUCUAUGCAUUUCACUAGGACUUCGAAUGCUCUGUAUCAGGUUUUUGUACAAGAACAGUAUAAUAGAUUUAUAUAAAUACGUUUAUAUAUUUGUUUAAAUUAUGUCACCAAAGAGGUCUCUUCAUUUAAUAUUCAUUGUUUGACAUUUCCUUUCAUUUGUAUAAUUGCCAUCAUUUGUAUUUAAUACACAAUUAUUUCAUUUAAUUCAAAUGAAACUUUCAAACCGCUUAUUGCGAGUAUUAAAAUGUUGAAAAUUU